This is a messenger RNA of Chironomus riparius, 615 nucleotides long. Lineage: Eukaryota; Metazoa; Arthropoda; Insecta; Diptera; Chironomidae. The record is from the annotation of a GenBank genome assembly.
UUCCGAAGUGAUCUAAUUCACAAAUAAACAAUCCCUUAAACCAGACGUGGAAGUUUGCAUUGUUGAAAUUAAAAAUUAAACUUUUUUAAAAUAAAUAAAAUGUCUAGGAACGUAAUAGAAAACGUAAAAAUGCUUCCGAGGAUCAGAAAUGCAUUAUUUCCAGCAUCAGGCACAGGACAGUACUAUCCACGAUCCGCAAAAACAAUUCGACUUUUCAAGCAAGGAUGUACAAAUCGGCCUUUUUAUCAAGUUGUUGUUAUGGAGAGACGAAAAGCACAAUAUGAGCCUGUUAUUGAACAAAUCGGAACUUAUGAUCCAAUGCCAAACAGCAAUAAUGAAAUUUUAGUAUCGUUAAAUUAUGAAAGAAUUCGUCACUGGAUUGGAAGUGGUGCUCAUGUUAGUCGACCUGUUUUAGAGAUUUUAGGAAUUUCGGGAUUCUAUCCAAUCUAUCCAAAAACAUACAUGAAAGCAUGGAGAAUGCGAGCAGCUGACGAAAAGAAAGAAACAGAAGCAGUAAAGGAAUAAAAUCGUAGAGUGUAAUAAAUUUGAUUAGUUAAUAUAGCUUUUAAAAAGGAUCAAGAAAUAAACGCAAUCCAGAAAUUUAAAUUUGAAACG